Messenger RNA from Onthophagus taurus, 951 nucleotides. RefSeq names its product pyridoxine/pyridoxamine 5'-phosphate oxidase-like. The record is from RefSeq and is a predicted model, not a curated record. Gene Ontology annotation, biological process: pyridoxine biosynthetic process. Gene Ontology annotation, molecular function: pyridoxamine phosphate oxidase activity; FMN binding. NCBI's taxonomy places the organism in Eukaryota, Metazoa, Arthropoda, Insecta, Coleoptera, Scarabaeidae.
GGGAUUUUUCCAUAAACCGUUUAUGAUUUUAUCGCCUAUAUCCACUACUUUACGGACGCGCUGUAUAUAAAUGUCAAAAAAUUCAAGUCAAAAAAAAGUCAUUUAACAUUCUUUUUCGCUAAGAUAAAAAUUUUAGUAAAGCUUAAAGCUUCGCAACAAAUAUAAUGGAAUAAACAAGUAAAAUUAUAAACUUUACCCAACAAAAAUCUGAAAUAACCAUAUUUUAAUUCCACCCAAAGAGAUGUUCUUAAAACAUCUAACCAAAACGAUACAAUGUAAAAUAAGAAUGUUUAUUACAAAAAGUGGGCCAACAUGCCUCGAUCCAAUUAAACUUUUCGAUCAAUGGUUCACUGAGUCACGGAAUUUUUGUGACCCUCGUGAUAUGAUUUUAACCGCAAUUUUAAAGGAUGGAUCUUUUAUACUGCAACCUUUACAGUGUCAAAGUUAUUCAAACGCAGGAUUUAAAUAUUACUUACUUGAGAGACCAGAGUUUAGGAAAAAUAAAUAUGCCGCAUUAACGUUUAUUUGGCCUGCAAAAAGAAUGGUUCGAAUAGAGGGAAUCACUAACGGUCUACCGAAACAUGAAAUACAACAAUUCUUCUUUAAUAAAAUCCCUUAUGAUGAACAAAUAACCAUGUUUUGCUUUUGUAAUUUGAAAUCUAUUAAAAACAAAGAAGACCUAAUAGAACAAAUUGAUGAAACCAAGAGGAAAUAUGAAAAAGGAAAAGUCCCGAUGCCUCCUUAUUUUUCUGGGCAUUUAUUGGAACCAAAGAAUAUAGAAUUUUAUGAACAUACCGGGGAUACUUAUCAAAAAAGGUUAAAAUUUCUAAAGAAAGAAGAAAAACCUGAAGAAAAGAAUCAAUUGUUGUUUGAGGGCGAAAAUGGUUGGAACUAUCAAAUUUUGUCUCCAUAAAUUUACCACAUAUAUUGAAAAUAAAGUAAUUAACUCAA